Malassezia restricta is the source of this 2766-nucleotide messenger RNA. RefSeq names its product transcription factor. Gene Ontology annotation, cellular component: MBF transcription complex; SBF transcription complex. The transcript is spliced from 2 exons. NCBI's taxonomy places the organism in Eukaryota, Fungi, Basidiomycota, Malasseziomycetes, Malasseziales, Malasseziaceae. The record is from RefSeq and is a predicted model, not a curated record. The coding region runs from base 1 to 2766 and encodes 921 amino acids. Gene Ontology annotation, molecular function: DNA binding; transcription regulator activity; protein binding.
AUGCAUCCGAUGCAUAUACAGAAUGGACCUCCAGGCAUGCCGCCAUGCGAUAUGUACGGCAGCGGUAUGCCACCGCGGUACCCCCUCAACGUACCGCGUCGCCCUGUCCGGCCGUCCGAGGGCGUGCCGCCCUCUAUGCCAUACCACUACGCACCGGCCCCCGGAUACAUGCCACACGUGAUGGAUGUCCAGCACAUGCAGCCACAUGCUGGACCUGUCUACGAUGGAUCGUUUGCCGCGCCUCAUGAGGCAUCUCACAUGGCAUCCGGUCCGCCGCCACAGACGCACUACGUGCCAGCGGCCCCGAAUGGUGUGCCGGCGCCCCAAGGCAGCGCUUCGAUCCAUGCUCCCAUCAUGCAUCCGGCGCCAUCACACGCGUACUCCAUGCCACCGUCUCAUAUGCCACCGACGCAGCCACUUCCAUCGGCCCAGGGCGCAGCAUCUGUACCAUUAUCUGGCCCCACGCCCACCGUGUACCUGGCCACAUACUCGUCAGUACCCGUGUACGAAAUCACAGUGCGUGGUAUCGCUCUCAUGCGCCGUCGCUCGGAUGGAUACCUCAAUGCAACACAGAUUCUCAAGAUCGCCGGCAUCGAAAAAGCGCGGCGCACACGGAUCCUCGAGAAAGAAAUCUUGACAGGCGAGCAUGACAAAGUGCAGGGCGGCUACGGCACAUUCCAGGGAACGUGGAUCCCGCUGCACCGGGCGCAGGAGCUGGCGAUCAACUACAACGUGUACCAUCUCAUCCGGCCCCUCCUCGACUUUGAUCCUGUCGCAUCGCGCGCUGUAAAUGCACAGCAGGGCGCUAAACGCAAAGCUGACAACACAGCUAUACCCUCCCAGCCUGCCAUGCCGGGGACGUCAGCUUCAGCGCCACCGCAGCAGCCACGCUUUCUUACCUUGCGCCCGCCCCGCUCCAGCACACUCGGCGCCAGUGCCGGUGGUCUCGUGCACACUCUUCUUCCCAACGAUGAUAUCCCGACGUCGCAUGCUGCUGAUGGUGUCCCGCCUGGCUCACACCCUGCACAGCGCACAGCUCUGGGGGCAUAUGCUGCACACGGAUACGUGCCUCAGGGUGUGCCUCUGCCGCCUGCCGAUAGUGUGGCGCCAUCAACGGAUUCGUCGUCACAUGUCCACGACCUCAACGUGCUGAGUACCACCCCUCUCCACAGUGCCGCGCCACCCUCCAAUAUGGCCGAUGAAAUGGUCGAAAUUGGCGGACCGCGCUUCGCCGAUAAGGCUGUGCCUCCCCAUCUCGGCGACGAGCGUGAGCGGCGUGCGCGUGAAGUGCUCACCGGCCUGUUUGUGCAUGAACAGCCAAGUACAUCAGCCGCACCUCUCGAGCAGCUGCAUGCGCUGCUCCACAGCUUAGGCGUCGACACGACGCGGCGGCAGCACCGCUCGCCAUUAAAUUUGGUGAUUGAUGACCACGGCCACACAGCGCUGCACUGGGCCGCUGCACUGAGUCGUCUUUCGCUUGUGCGCAUGCUAACAGCGCUGCCACCAGCAUAUGGCGGCGCCAACAUAAUUCUGGGCAACUAUGCGGGCGAGACGGCACUGCAUCGCUCCGUACUCGUUACCAAUGCGUACGAACUCUCACAGUUUCCAGAUUUGCUGGAUAUUCUUGCACCGAGCCUUGAGACACGCGAUCACCGAAAGCGCACGGUCCUGCAUCAUAUCGCGCUUGUGGCCGGGCUCAAAGGCCGUACGGCUCCUGCGCGCUACUACAUGAGUUGCGUGCUAGAGCGCAUUUCCAAGAAUCCAGCGGUAUUGACAGGCUUGCUCGAUGCGCAGGAUGACGAAGGCGAAACGGCACUGAGUAUCGCAGCCCGGCUUGGCAAUACCAAUAUGAUCAAGAUGCUGCUGGAUGCAGGUGCGCGAAAAGACUUGCCCAACUACUUGGGCAUUACACCGCUGGAUUGGGGCAUCACGAAUGCCUCGUCACCUGAGGGCGGUGUGCUGAAUGAGCUUGGCUCAUACCGUGCCUCUGAUAUGGUGCGUUCCCUAGUCAAGCCAUCGCCGGGCCCCGUGAAGAAGAGCCAAGAUGUCCGGGAGAAGCUUGUACAGACCCUUGAUGAACUGCAGGUCAUUUUCGACCGUGAAGUACGUGUGAAGCAGGAUGCCAUCGAGACAACCCAGAUACAUCUUCAGGCUGCUACGCGUGAGCUGGCUGCUCGCCGCCGAGACAUCCAGGCCGCUCAGGGCGCAGUCACGGAGCGCGAAAAGAUGCGGCAGCGCAGCGAGAAUCUAAAGCGCGCUCUUGCUUCGUUGCCUGAUCAGGAGCCUCAGGAUGCAGCUCCAGAGGUGACGGAUGCAGCAUGCGUCACUGAUUGGUCCAAGGAUGCACUCGCUGAAGCAGAUGCGGCGCUGGCCAAGCCCGAGGAAGCUGGUGAGAAAGCGGCGACCGCGGCCAUCAUGCGACUUCGCUGGCUCACAGCGUACUGCGAGCAGGCCAUCGCAGCAAUGAAUACCGAUGUGCAAGAGCGUCAUAAACGUUUGGAUCAGCGCAAGGAGAGAUACCGCAAGGUCGUGGCUGCGUGCGCGCAAGUGCCGCCCGACAAGGUCGAUGGACUACUGGACGAGCUGUUGGCCGCAGUGGAGUCGAUCGGACCGGACGUCGAUACCAAUUCCGUUGCUACCUUUAUGGACAAAGUCGGGCGCGCACACAAGCAGCGAUCAGCCGCUGACAUGACAGUCGCUGCACCACGCACACCACCGCCAUCACGACCGCCGCCGCCGUCCGAGCCGCCCGUAGCACCGCCGUAG